Messenger RNA from Paramecium primaurelia, 1109 nucleotides. The record is from the annotation of a GenBank genome assembly. NCBI's taxonomy places the organism in Eukaryota, Ciliophora, Oligohymenophorea, Peniculida, Parameciidae.
GAUCGUUUAGAAGGUUUUAUUUGUUUAUAAAUAAUUAUAGUGUUUCAUAGCAUGAAUUUUAUUCAUAGAGACAUUAAACCUGAGAAUUUUUUAAUUUCUAAAGAGGAUACAUCAUUGGUUUAUUUGAUUGAUUUUGGUUUGUCAAAAUAUUAUAGAGUGACUGAUGGUAGACAUAUAGAAUUUACAUAAAAAACAGGUGUAAUUGGAACUGCAAGAUAUGCUAGUAUUAAUACAUUACAAUGUACAUAUAUAUAUAUAUAAAGGGAUGGAAUAAUCAAGAAGAGAUGAUCUUGAAAGUUUAGGUUAUAUGUUGAUAUAUCUUAUAAAAGGAGAGUUGCCUUGGUCAAAUAUAAAGGCUGCUGAUAAAGAUGAUAAAUAUGAAUAAAUUUUAUAGAUUAAAAUGAGUUUGUCCUUAAAUUAAAUAUGUUUUAAUUUACCUAAAGUAUACAUUAUUAUUAUUAUAGUGUUUUAUUCAUUACUUUCAACAUGUUAAAUCAUUGCUUUUUUAAUAAUAACCUAAUUAUUCACAUUUAAGAAAUUUAUUUGAAAAAUAAUUACUUGAAUAUAAUCAUUAAUUAUAUGAUUGGGAAUUAAAAACAAUAGAAAAAUAAUAAUAGUAAGAUUUAUAAAUAGAUCCAAAUUCAAUACCUGAUAUUAGAUAAUAGAAUGAUUUAGAUAUAAUUCCACCUGUAGAUGAAGAAGGUUAAGUAAUUGGAUUAAAAUAAGAAUAUUAAAAUCAUGUUAAAUUUAUGAAAUAAUUACAUGAAAAAUACUUUGAUCAUAAUAAUUAGAAAUAGAUUUAGUAAAUUUAAUUACAAAAAACUACAUCUAUCGAACAUAAAAGUGAAGCCACAAGCAAAUAAAAUAAUUAUUAAAUAAGCAAUCAUACUUUAAUCUAGAUUGAAUCUUAAACUUAUAUUCAUAAUAGUGUUUAAUAAUUUUCAAAAAGAAAAGAUUCUAAAUCAUAUACUUCAUUUAAAUAAAGCUAAGAGCAUAAAGAGAAUCGAAAAUUUCGAUAAUCAAAUGAUGAUUAUGAUUUAGAUAUGGCUAAUGAAGAUGCAGCUAAUUUUGACUAAAAUAAUCUCGAAGUCAAUUACUUUUCAAAAUGA